Mya arenaria is the source of this 2706-nucleotide messenger RNA. RefSeq lists its product as uncharacterized. The transcript is spliced from 2 exons. Bases 88 to 1980 code for a protein of 630 amino acids. NCBI's taxonomy places the organism in Eukaryota, Metazoa, Mollusca, Bivalvia, Myida, Myidae. The record is from RefSeq and is a predicted model, not a curated record.
CUUCACACACUUCAUUAUUUCAUACGCAUUUAAGCUUAUGCAAGCACAUAGGAUGGCUUCGAUUUGUCUAUUUUUAUAUAUAUUUUCAUGACAGAAAACAUCGUAAAAAAUAGAACAAUGCUAACUCAAAUGUUUAGUGGGUUAAAAAAGAAACAUAGACGAAACAAGCUCUUCCAUCAACACGAGGACGCCAGUAGUCAUCCAGUUGCUGAGAAUCGGAACAGCUCGUUACUGGCUAAUACUGAACAUGGAGCAGACGACGGAACCUCAAGCACCGGAAGUGGAACACUCGACCGAAAGACCCGUUUGGACAACGUUAAUUUGGAACGUCAGAAUCAUGUUCAUUUCGCGUACGAAACUGUACGUGAUCAUCCACUUCGAGCAGACGACACCCAAGGGUCGACGACUAAAGUUCACAGAGACUUGGGCCACUUCCAAACGAAACAUCGGCCCAGCACACCACCGAUAGAAAAGCUUUUAGAAAGAGUUUACCGGAAGUUAAGGGGGCGACCGGAAAUUGGUGACUUGGAGCGUCUGAGGAAUGUUUUAGAAUCACAAACUGAUGAUAUACGACCGGAACACAUACCAGGGCUAGACGAGCAGGGUACACUGAUGUCCUCGAGCGAAUUUUCGUGGCACGUGCACAGAGCUAUGGACAGUCUUGGAUUCAGCAAUAAUAUGCUACGUUACCGCUAUGAGAUGUUUCCAGUUUGCACCGGAAGUAUGCCAGAUUUUUCCAAACACGGACCGUACAUGCGCGUUCUAAUGGAAGGCACACUGGACGGAAGCACCUGCGUAACCCAACACCAGAAGGACUUCCUGCUUGUUCCAAAAGAGACGUUAUGUGUUGCUUCAGACGGCUUAAACCAACUUCCGGGCUAUUACACAGUUUUUGAGAUGUCCACUGAAGGAUAUCCUAUCGGAUUCACGGAAAUGCGACUAGUGCGCUUCGGUUCAGGCGUGGCCACAUCUUUGAAAGCCAGUCUUGUCAUGGACGGCGCAAAUCUGUACGUUUCCAGUCGCCUUUUUCAACUGAGGACCGAACACGGGCAUAAUACACAUGCACAUGAGCAAUUUCUAGCUGGAUGCAAGCUCGAUGAACAACAUGAUACACACACAGUGGAUGCGGGUGCGUUACCGCAGUAUGGAUUUCGCUGCUUGUGCCAAACUUUGCUGGAUUGCUGGUCUGAGCGGAUACGUUUCCAUGGAUGGCCUAGCAAGGAGCUUAUACAGAAAGUGCAAACACUAGAAGCGUUCCUUCUACCGGCGGAAGCAGAAACGAUGACACACAGUCACCGACUAUGGGAGAUACGAUUUAUGCUCGCAGAGCAGUGCCUUUUACAGAGUUUGUCCGAUUGUCAAUAUAAAGUUUUAGCAAUGCUGAAUUGGAUUGUCCAAUAUAAGCUCGAAACUUGGAGAUUCAAACUAACUCCGUUUAUCAUCCGGAACAUUGUGUUUUGGAUGUGUGAAGAAAAGCCCCAUGAGGAUUUUCGAGACUCCACACUGCUGGCAUGCACUCUUCAAGGACUACAAAGGCUACGAGAUUCGGUUAUUGAUAACAAACUCCCAUACUACUUCCUACCAACAAGAAACCUUCUAGCCGACAGCGGAAAUAUAGAAUUCGGUCAAUCUCUAUGCAGAGCGCUCACAACUCUUAUAGACACAGGACCCCCGCGAAUCCUUCUAGCCGCCGGGCGUCUAGGUUCCGCGCUGCAGCGUCUGACUUCAGAGCAACUUGAAAUCUACCGCGAGCGCCGAGACGACCUGGAGGCGACAUGUUGGCGGCUGCUGGCGCUCCAGCAAACGUCUGAGCUACAUGAGGACAUCUGGGACUUCACACCCGACCCUGCGCGUUCCAGGGACGUCCGACGGCUGCAGCGGCGGAUGAUUCACCUGGUGGCACCGGGAUGCCUGAAGCAUGAUGUGUCGGUGUGUUGUAACAACAGGAUUAACAUGAAGAUUAGAUGGCUUCUGAACUAGCGUGCCAACAGGAAAACAAGUCAUGCUAAAAACAAUAUGUGUCAUAAGCUGCGAUAACAUUGUGGAAAAAGUACACGUAAAGUACAUGCUUAUCAUUUUAUUUGUAUGUGUGGCUGUAUUCGUACGUGCGUGCGUGCAUGUGCGUGUGUGCGUGCGUGUUUGUGUGCGCGUUGUGUGUACGCCUGCAUGUGUGCGUGUGUUUUAACACAUCUGCAGGGCAUCAGAGCAUGGUUGUAUUAUAUCAGACCAUUGGCUUCUCUUCAUAUGUAUAGGUUUUGAACCUGGAGGUUUGUGAUUUGAAAACUUUUUAAACAUGCUGAAUCUACUUGAUCAACAUUUUGUUACAUUUUUCACCGCGUUGUUUGCACUCAAACGCCGAGUCUGUUCACUUUAUCAAACUAAAUAGUGGUCACGUUCUACCAAGUUUAUUGUUUUAUUUAAGUGACUCGCUCAUGUUUUUGGACCAAAAAUUAGUUUUCCCGUUAAUGCAUCUGAAAACACUAAUUUUAUCAUUAUUGUACUCUAUGAUAUCGAAAUUGCAGAAAAAAAUACAGUUAUAGCAUAAAAGAAAUAGUUUGGUUUUAGUGGGGUUCGAACCCACGCCGGUAAAGUCAAGGAUAAAAUAGAAAACAGCCGGCUAGUCCACACGGUAACCGGGAUACAAAAGUGGUGGAUGUGUUGACCUAUUAAGGUUACAUUCAAACAGCACGUGAUAAUGUCAAUCAA